AGCCGCUCCUCAGCCGGUCCCAGUGUUUUGGUGCAUAGAGGAAAAGCUCGUAUUGGCAAUGCAUUUAAAACUAAAAGCAUACUGCUUCGGUGUUCCACUUCUUUACACCUUAUUGACAAUAAGUUUAUUUUCAUUAGACUGCUGUGAGCCAUUCCUACCUGCUCAUUCCUUCCAACCGACCUCUAGUUCUGAUCCUUAUAAUGUCCAGAACAGCGUUUUAAUGACGAGGGUCCCCAGCAACCCCUCCAUAAGUGCGGUCACACUCUGGUCUUACCUCAGCGGCUCAAGGAGCGAAAAGCUUGCAAACAGUGACCGGACAAAGACGAAGCCCCCUGAAACCGAGUCAGAGUUGGGAACUGAAGGCAGAAUGGCGUCUUCUUCAAGUUUAACACCCCGCUACAAACGGAGGCGAACGGGGGGAGAGAGGCUAUUUAUUUCGCACAAGCUUCCGGAUGGGAACUGCAGCAGAGGGACCAUCAAGCAUGUAGUCCCCGGGAAGUUUUAUAUCACCGGUCAGCUGGAAACAAACCACCGACAUGGAGCCUAUCAGUCAGAUUCUGCUGCCACAGUCCGGGCUCGGGAGGCGAGCAACAUUGGUCAGCAUCUUGGCGGCUCUGUUGAGAGCUGGCAGAAACUGGAGCCUUCGGUGGAGUGUGGAGAUGAUGCCAUGACCCUGACUGUCAGGAGGAAAAGAGCCAUACAGUUACUGCUGGAUCAAGUGAAUGGUUCAUCGUUGCCCCUGGCCCAGCUACCUCAACAGUGUGGUUACUCAGUUCGAAGCUCAUGGAAAGACCUCACUCUGAUGGCUCAGUAUGAUGCCUGUCAUGUCAUUCGAGAGGAUGACGGCUAUGUGUUACCUCUGCUGUGGAUGGGGAUUCCGGUCAAGGUUUUCUGCCCGGUCUCUCACCUCGAACCUGAAGGUGAGGGGCCGUCCUCCCUCUGCUGCUACCCAAAUGGCAUGACUGUCGAACUGCGAGGACCGUUGGCUAUGAAGAACACGCACAUAAAUGUGAGGGGAGAAUGGACCCCUUUGGGGCUGUUGGUUGAACAGUGUGGUUACACUUUGGAGAGACGAGCCGCAGAGACAGUCAUUGCAGUCCCAUUCAUUACUUGCGGUACAACUGUAAAGGAUGGAAAAAGCACACUUCUGCUUAGAAUGGGAAAGGAGAUAUUCAUGCUGGCUUGUCCUAACCCUGCCUUUCAAGUACCCACAGCUACCCAUGAGUCUCUGGCUGACGGCUCUCCUGAUCUUACCAGAACGUUGCCAAAACCAAAGCUUGAAUCCCUGGGUCCUUUCCUAUUUGUGCCACCCUUCUACUUGGCUCCACCUUACCAUCCUCACCCAACAUAUCACUAUAGUUAUUUUCAACAUAAAGAACAGGACUCGUACAAGCCUCCUCCUCAUUCUUUGGCUUCUAAGGCUGACCCUACAUCCCAGCUAAGCUCUCAGGACCAUUACUACCAGCAGAUUUCUCUUAAAGAUGCAUAUGAACACUUCAUGACCCAAAAGCCUCUUUCAUCUAAAGAUCAGUUGAAAAGUUCAGGUUCGUUUCAUAAAGAUAAAAAACAAACUCAUGUAGCUCCCCUCUCGGAUCUCUCAAGGAACAGUGUGACUCCUACAGGCCUGCCAGUUCAGGUUGAAGCUCCUCAUUUCCAGCAUCCAAAUCAUGAUUUUGGCUCAUUUUACCACUACUACCAUUACCCCAAAAUCCCUUUUCCUGGCACACCUCAGGGCCUAGGUCCAGGUGUUCGUGGACCACGAACCUCUGAUUCUCAGAACCAUCAACUUCCUUCCAUGCUUCCUGAUAUCCAGCAGCCCCAGGGUCUCAAAGAGGGCACAAAGCAGGUUUCUUCACCUGUAACCACCCAAACGAAAAACAAAGUGACAGCAGUUCAUUCACCUUACCUUCCUCAGCCUUUUCCAUACCAUUUUUAUUUCUACCCACAUAUUACAAUGGGUGAGGCUAAAAGACUUGGGCUUUUCCAUUUAGACUGGGCUGCAAAAGCAAACAUGUCCUCAUCUCACCCUGCUGAACUUGCAAAUCAGGAAAAACAAAAUGUUAUUCCCAACCGAAAUAAGCCAGAUAAAGAGACUGAUGUUCAGCCCAGUUUUAGCUCAAGGCUACAGGGCAACGAUGGCAACAAACGUUCUUCCUCUGUGACUCCUACAGUUCAGUCUCCAGCCCCACAAAGACCAGAUCCAGUCGCAGUCCCUCCUGACAAACCAGUUAUUCCCACGCCAGGAUUUACACAUAAUGCUGAUCCCUACAAGUACUAUUACCAUCCCUAUUAUAACUACUACCUAAAGUAUUAUGCGCCAGAAGCUUUGCGUGGUGUGUACAACCAUCUGGCUCAAACAUCAGUUCAGCAACCUUCCCAUUCUAAAUAUCAAACCAGUUCUCCUUCCUCUGAACCUGUUUAUGGCAGUCACAAUAGACUGAUGUUUCCUUACUAUUAUUUCAAUCUCAACUAUCUGCCUCAGCUGUUCAGAUACUACCAGAAGCAAAAUCAUCCAGGCAGUAAAGACUCAGAUAAAGGCUCUACAUCUCUGCUUUCCUCAAACUUGGAUUAUGCUGAACUGCAGAGGUUUCCUCGUGCUUCUGAGGGGGGUCAAUCAGGUCCCCAACUAUCACUGUCCAACACCUUUAAUCCACCUUACUCUAACUAUAUCACUUGGCACCCCAGAGGACAUGGGGCUAAAGAAAAGCUGGAUGACUUUAUGAGAGAUGGCCCAGCAGGGCUAGAUUUUGUCUUGGCUGUGCCUGACUCUUUAUUGGAUCCCUUAGCGGCCCUACCUGCUCCUUCCUCUGGAGACAGGAAGUUGUCCUGCAUGCUGCAGAAGUGUUCCUCAGAUCCUGACAUCUACAUUGUUCCUCUGGAUGGCUGCAGGGUAAACAAAGAUAUGUCUGGUCAGAAAAUGAUUCAUGAGUCAGAAGUCCAAGGUAUCCUGUCAAACAGGGACAGAGGUUAUUUCCCUGUAAGGUUGAUGGUAGGAUGCAGCUCCCCCUCAGGUUCACAUGGUCAAGUUAGGCUGCAUAAGGCUGGCCGAUCUCAUCUGCCCUCCACUGCACCAACACCAUCAGUUGUUACUGUGGUACUGAGAAUUGCAACAGAUGCGUCCUUUGCCAAGUUCUACCCUAAAGCUCAUCUGCCCAUUAGCCUCAUGCAGGGAAAACCUGUUCAUGUGGAGCUGAGACUGCUGGGACCUGCAGAGUCCAACCUGGUGCUUCUGGUUCACUCCUGCCUGGCUUACACUUUAACUCCAGAUGUCAACUGGAUGCUUUUUUACGAUUGUUGUAGCAGCCAGAGUGUUUCACAGAAGCUGCCUUCCCCAGACCCUCGGCACAUCUGGAGGCUUAAAGUUUCCAGCUUCCCUUCCCUGCCUCCACCUAGCUACACCUACAUGGCUCAUGGAGGGCCAUCUGCACCGGAAGAUCCAGAGGUUUACUUUUUAUGCAAUACAGAACUCUGCUCAACUGUUUAUGGUGAUUGUGGAUUGAGCUGCAACAAAGGACCCAACGCUGAUGUAAAUCGAUAAAAUAAAGACACUUUUACACAUC
Messenger RNA from Girardinichthys multiradiatus, 3560 nucleotides. RefSeq lists its product as uncharacterized. Gene Ontology annotation, biological process: binding of sperm to zona pellucida; prevention of polyspermy. NCBI's taxonomy places the organism in Eukaryota, Metazoa, Chordata, Actinopteri, Cyprinodontiformes, Goodeidae. The transcript is spliced from 13 exons. Gene Ontology annotation, cellular component: egg coat. The coding region runs from base 59 to 3538 and encodes 1159 amino acids. Gene Ontology annotation, molecular function: acrosin binding; structural constituent of egg coat. The record is from RefSeq and is a predicted model, not a curated record.